This is a messenger RNA of Ceratotherium simum simum (southern white rhinoceros), 709 nucleotides long. Lineage: Eukaryota; Metazoa; Chordata; Mammalia; Perissodactyla; Rhinocerotidae. The record is from RefSeq and is a predicted model, not a curated record.
GAAAAAAAUAUCUCUUUACAGGUAUUCCCUUACCCAAAGAAGACGAUAUUUCUGCCCCCUUGAUCUCCAGCUCACCAGUGAGGGAAGCCCGGGAGUAUGAGAAGCCCCCUCGCGAGGAGGAAGAUAAAAUAAGAGAAGAGCCCUUGACCAUCUCUGAACUGGCAUACAACCCGAGUGCCAGCCUGCUCCCCACUCCCGUUGACGAUGACGAGAUUGACAUGCUCUUUGACUGUCCAUCUAGGCUGGAGCUGGAAAGAGAAGACACAGAUUCGUUCGAGGAACUGGAAGCAGAUGAAAAUGCCUUUUUGAUGGCUGAAGAAGAGGAGCUGAAGGAGGCUCACCAAGCUUUGUCGUGGAGCUAUGACAUUCUGAGCAGCCAUAUUCGGGUGAACCCACUGGUCAAGAGUUUUUCCAGGCUCCUGGUGGUGGGCCUGGGGCUGCUGCUCUUUGUAUUCCCCCUGCUCCUCCUCCUUUUGGAGUCAGUCUACAUGCAGUAAACAGACCCAGCAGGACCUGCCCAUGGUGGGCCCAACCAGGACUCGGCUCUCCACAUUCCAGCCUCAGUCUGUGACGGGGUCGGUAAGUUUGGUGCGCCCAGCCCAGUGGGCUCAGCUGUCAUCACUUCAGAGAGGAAAAAAGAAGCCUCACAUGGGCCUCAGACCCCAGCUAUGUUCUCCAAUCUAUUAAUAAAGCUGAUUUUAAUCCUCUC